Molecule: messenger RNA, 10336 nt
Organism: Anopheles coustani
Lineage: Eukaryota; Metazoa; Arthropoda; Insecta; Diptera; Culicidae
Gene: ds
Product: protein dachsous
Exons: 12
Coding region: 1-10311 (3436 amino acids)
Biological process (GO): homophilic cell-cell adhesion
Cellular component (GO): plasma membrane
Molecular function (GO): calcium ion binding
Source: RefSeq, a predicted model, not a curated record
AUGUCACUCCUGUGGUUUUUAUUAAUGAUCUGUGCCUUUAGUGGAGAUAGUGGUGGAGGGGGAGGUCCUGGAACUUUGUUUAAUAUGCUACCAAUAGCAAUAGCAGAGCAUGUACGGGAGCUGGAGGUAUCAGAGGGUGUCCCGAUAGGACAUCAAAUCGGUUUCAUUGGGGAAUUUUUAAACGACGAGAGUGGUGACAGUGGACCACCGUAUCUGAUUGUGCCUGUUCCAGGCAGCGCAGUAGAUACAGACUUAGCAAUAGAUCAUACGACGGGAGAGAUUCGGACAAAGAUAGCACUGGAUAGGGAAAAUCGUUCGUCCUACUCACUAGUAGCCAUUCCGCAUAGCGGGGAGAACGUACGUGUUUUGGUACGCGUACUGGACGAAAAUGACAAUGCGCCUACCUUUCCGACAAGCCUGAUGAACAUUGAGUUCCCGGAAAAUACACCUCGAGAUGUAAAGCGGACACUCAAUCCCGCACGAGACGCUGACCUCGGCCGAUACAAUACACAGCGGUACAGCAUAAUUUCGGGUAAUGCAAACAACGCGUUCCGGUUGUCUUCACAUCGCGAAAGAGACGGUGUACUGUAUUUGGACCUGCAAAUCAACGGAUUCCUCGACCGGGAAACAACUCCAGCCUACAACCUUGUUGUCGAAGCGCUGGAUGGAGGAAGCCCCCCAAUGCGCGGUCAAAUGACGGUCAACAUCACGAUCCAGGACGUGAAUGACAAUCAACCAAUCUUCAAUCAGAGUCGGUAUUUUGCGACUGUGCCCGAGAACGCCACGAUCGGUACAACGGUCCUUCAGGUGUACGCUACCGACCAGGAUGCCGGUGAGAAUGGUCAGGUAGAAUACGCAAUCAAUCGGCGGCAAAGUGAUAAAGAGCAGAUGUUCCGUAUCGAUCCUUCUACGGGACUCAUAUCCGUCAACAAACCACUUGACUUUGAGACACGUGAGCUGCAUGAACUAGUCGUAGUGGCCAAGGAUAGAGGAAUGCAGCCGCUGGAAACGACAGCCUUCGUGUCGAUUAGAGUGACAGACGUGAACGACAACCAGCCGAUCAUCAAUGUUAUCUUUCUGAGCGACGAUGCUACACCCAAGAUAUCAGAGUCGGCCCAACCAGGCGAGUUUGUAGCUCGGAUUUCCGUCAACGACCCAGACUCCAGGACGGAAUAUGCUAACGUAAACGUGACCCUUUCUGGAGGCGAAGGACACUUUGGGCUGACAACGCGAGACAACAUAAUCUACUUGGUGAUCGUUUCGUUACCACUCGAUCGUGAGAUUAAGCCGAAUUACACCCUUAGUGUGAUCGCGACCGACACGGGUAAUCCUCCAUUGCAUGCCGCAAAGGACAUUUUCCUAACCGUGACCGAUAUCAAUGAUAACGCGCCUGAGUUUGAGAAGGACGUGUACCACGCAAACGUCAUGGAAGUUGCUGAUCCGGGUACCUCCGUUAUUCAGGUGACGGCAAUCGAUCGUGACGAGGGCAAUAAUUCUGCUAUCGUAUACUCGCUUGUUGACACGCCCGAUACACACUCGCAUUGGUUCCAGAUCGAUAGUCACUCUGGGCUUAUCACGACACGCGCGCACAUCGAUUGCGAGACGGACCCGGUGCCACAGCUAGUUGUGGUGGCUCAGGACAACGGAAGGCCACCCUUGUCUUCUACCGGCACAGUGCUAGUUACGAUCCAUGACGUCAAUGAUAAUGAGCCUAUCUUCGACCAGAGUUUCUACAAUGUAUCCGUGGCUGAGAAUGAAACUAAAGGACGCUGCAUUUUAAAGGUUUCGGCAACUGACCCGGAUUGCGGCGUCAAUGCGAUGGUAAACUACACCCUCGGUGAGGGAUACAAAAAGAUCAACGUGUUCGAGAUCCGGCCUAGUACUGGUGAAGUGUGCAUCGCUAAUGAACUUGACUAUGAAAAUCGAAAUUCGUAUGAGUUUCCUAUAAUUGCCACCGAUCGGGGCGGUCUUAGUACGACAGCUAUGGUGAAAAUUCAAUUGACUGACAUCAACGAUAACCGUCCCACGUUCUAUCCGCGCGAAUACAAUGUGUCUUUGCGAGAAUCUAUGCCAACCAAUUCACUCCUUUCUACACCUGUAGUAGUCGUAGUGGCCACGGAUUCAGAUUCCGGUAGCUUUGGUACCAUCAGUUAUCGAAUAGUGGCGGGCAAUGAGGCAGGCAUAUUUCGCAUGGACCGAUUGACAGGCGAAAUUUUCGUUACUAGACCCAACAUGCUCUCGAGCAGGACACAACCGUACCAUCGGCUUAAUAUUUCAGCGAGCGACGGUGGAGGUCUACGGUCCACGCAAGAUGCCGAAGUUUUCAUUAGUGUUAUCGACGCCACGCAACGCCCACCAAUUUUCGAUAAACCGCGGUACACGUACUAUGUCAAAGAGGACGUCAAACGUAAUACGGUUGUGGGAACAGUUUCAGCAACGAGCAGCAGUUCCGGCAAUCGGGGGUCGCUUAGAUAUUUCAUCUACUCUGGCGACCCAGACGGAUACUUUGCUAUUGAUCCAGUAUCAGGAAACAUUCGCGUGGCUAAUGCACUCGAUCACGAAACUAAGCCACAAGUGCUGCUGAAUAUCCAAGCAACAAGUGGAGAUCCUCCAGCUUAUGGUCACACGCAAGUCAAUAUUGAUAUUGAAGACGUAAACGACAAUCCACCCGAGUUCGAAUCCAACAUGGUUCGCAUUUCAGUACCAGAGAAUGUUGAAAUUGGUUCCCCGCUGUAUGAAGCAAACGCCCAAGACAAGGACUCCGGUAUGAGCGGUGUCAUAAUUUACAAAUUGGCAAGUCAACCUGACGCUAAAAAAAGAAGUAAGACCAAUCUAUUCAGUAUAGACAGCCGUAGUGGACAUUUGACGCUAGCAAAAUCCCUGGAUUACGAAACUAUGCAACGACAUACGUUAAUAGUGACGGCAUCCGAUUCUGGUACGGUAUCACUGUCCACCAAUCUCACCAUUAUUGUCGAGGUUCAAGAUGUUAAUGACAAUGCACCAGUCUUUGAAAAGAAAGAAUACUCAGUCAAAGUACUAGAGUCAACGUCAAGCAACUCGCAGAUCCUUCAAGUCACUGCGAGCGAUGCCGAUACUGGCAAUAAUGCACGACUGACGUAUAAGAUUCUUUCAGAAGAUCAUGGUCGAACAGAAAAAUUAACGCAAGAUGCUAUAAAAGAAGAGACCGUCUCGGAUAUUUUCGGAAUUUUCCCUAACAGUGGGUGGAUUUAUCUUCGCACAAAACUUGAUCGAGAAGUAAAGGAAUGGUACAAUAUUACUGUCCUGGUUAGUGACAACGGUGUGCCGAUUCUCAGUGCCACGACUCAUGUGAUUGUCACAAUACUUGACGCAAACGAUAACAACCCGAUCUUUACGAAACUGGUUUAUAGUUUCGAAAUUGAGGAAAAUAUGCGGCGGGGAGCUACGAUCGGAACGGUUGUUGCACUGGAUGCUGAUGCCGGAAUCAAUGCCGUCGUGCGAUACAGUAUUAUUCCGAGCAACACCAGUUUCCAGAUCAAUCCCGUAUCGGGUGAAAUAACUACGCGCGACUCGCUUGAUCGUGAAACUAAAGAAGAUUAUGACCUGGUGGUGGAAGCCAGAGAUCAAGGCACUCCAUACCGUAGCUCACGUGUUUAUAUCAAAAUCCAUAUUCUAGACGUCAAUGAUAACGCUCCGGACAUUGUAGAUCCGCAGGAAGAUGUAGUGAGUGUGCGAGAGGAGCAACCAAUUGGAACGGAGGUUGUAAAAAUUCGCGCUAUCGACCGUGACAACGGCCAAAAUGCAUCGAUCACUUACUCCAUACUUAAGGGUCGCGACUCUGACGGGUACGGUGUAUUCUCAAUCGAUACAAUAAGUGGCGUAAUUCGCACGUUGACCUCAUUGGACCACGAGGAAAAAACUAUCUAUCGGUUGACAGUAGCAGCUACCGACGGAGGUCAACCACCAAAACAGACAGUUCGUCUCCUCAGAAUCGAAGUACUUGAUUUGAAUGAUAAUCGUCCUACCUUCACAAGCUCUAGUUUGGUGUUUAGAUUGCGCGAAGAUGUUGGUGUGGGACACGUUAUUGGCUCUAUCAGUGGCAAUGAACAAGCAGAUAUGGAAAAUCUUAUCUCAAGUGCAACUGAGCAUAUAACCUACACGUUGACACCCCUCACAAAUGAUAUUUCAGAAGGAGCAUUCGAUAUUGAUCGCAACUCGGGCAAACUAGUCGUUGCUCGACAACUCGAUCGUGAGCAGCAAAAUGAGUAUCGUAUGGAAAUACGUGCCUUGGACAUGAGCGCAUCCAACAAUCCGCAGAGUUCGGCUGUUACAGUCAAAAUUGAAAUUGCCGAUGUUAACGACAAUCCACCAAAGUGGCCCUGUGAUCCCAUUAACGUUUAUAUAUCUGAAGAUACUGCUGUGGGAGCAAUCGUAUAUAACUUUACCGUACAAGAUAACGAUACCGGUACGAAUGCAGAAAUCAAAUACAAUCUCUCCAGACCUAUACUUACUGCUCAAAAGGAGUAUUUCGCAAUCGACUCGCUUACCGGUUCACUAACGCUCUUAUCACCUCUGGACCACGAGCAGAGUCAAGAACUAUUGCUUAUAGUGCAAGCAACCGAUCAAUCGUCAAAUUUCUCAGAAAGAUUAACAACCUCAGUCACAGCGCGCAUCAUAGUGACUGAUGUGAAUGACAACACGCCAAUAUUUGUGGUUCCACAAACGCCAGAUACCGUGGUGCACAUCAGCGACUCACUGGAAAUUGAUCAGGUUGUUUCACGUGUGGUGGCAAUCGAUCAAGACAGUGGCGAAAAUGGUCGAAUCGCGUACAAUAUCGUCGCUGGUAAUGAUGACGAGCGCUUUACGAUCGAUUCUAACUCCGGUAUCAUCAGAUUGGCGAAACCAUUUAGUAGUAAUUUCAUUGUAGACAGUGGCAAAAGAAACACAGGAAAUGGAAAGUAUCAGCUGCUGAUUUCAGCUAGAGAUCACGGUUCCCCUCAUCCUCGUGACGCCAAAAUUACUAUCCAGAUUGUAAUACAAAAUACAACCAACAGUCCCCCGCGCUUUUCCGAACCUGUUUAUCAUGUAAACAUCACAGAAAACGUCCCAAUAGGCAGCUUCGUCGUCCGUGUAUCCGCCAAGUCUUUUUCAGACACUGGCACUCCAGGAGGUUCUGUAAAUCUUACGUACGAAAUCCCAAAAGGGACCGGUGAUGAUCUGUUUACUGUGGAUUCAAUUCGUGGUAUCGUUACUACACGCGGAAUGUUUGAUCGAGAGACAAAGGAUAUCUACACCAUUCCAAUCUAUGUGACGGAAGUAAACCUGCUAAGAAAUCCACUCUCCCUAUCAUCUGCUAAUCAGGAUGUGGUACAAUUUGACGUUGCUACGCUAGUUAUACGCAUAACGGAUGUCAACGAUCACGCACCAGAGUUUGUUGUGGGAUCUUGCUAUUCGUUGGCCGUUCCCGAAAACAGCGAACAAUCUAUCAUUCACACCGUAGUUGCAACUGAUAUGGACGAUGGACUGAACGGAGAAGUAACCUAUAGUAUUUCAGGUGGAAACGUGGGCAAUAAAUUUAGCAUUGAUUUACGCACCGGUGCUUUGACAGCUCGUCCGUUAGACCGUGAGGUGUACGCCAGAUACGUUUUGCAGAUUACCGCACACGAUCGUGGAUCGCCGUUAGCUCAUCAGGGACAUUGCAAUAUUACUAUUCACGUAGAAGACGAAAACGAUAAUGAUCCCAAAUUUGAGCUUCAGAAAUAUAUUGCUACGAUUGAUGAGGAUGCAAAAAUUGGAACACAUGUACUCACGGUGAAGGCAAUAGAUGCUGAUGUCGGCAUCAAUUCCCGGAUUGCAUACUCAUUAGCUAAUGUUACCGAGUGGUUGUUUGAUAUCGACAAAAAGACUGGUCUUAUAACUACGGCUGGGCUUUUCGACCGUGAACGACAAAACGUGUACAAUUUUAUGGUUGUAGCUAUGGACGGCGGGAAAUACAAUGCACGAUCACAAAAUGUGCAGGUGCAGGUCAUCAUUGCCGAUGUGAAUGAUAACAAACCAGUGUUCGAUAAAUAUCCGUUUCGAGAGCACAUAGGAGCAUUAGUGCAACCAGGGCAAACAUUGCUACACAUAUCCGCUUCCGAUUAUGACCAAGGCAAUAAUGGAGAGAUAGUCUAUAGCUUGAUCGAGAAUUCAAGCAAUGCCAAAUUUCGCAUCAAUUCUGCAACGGGAGCACUAAGUGCAACGCAAAGUCUUGCUAGCGAAAACGGUCGCCUACUGCACAUCGAAGUCACCGCACGUGAUAAAGGAAACCCACCACAAAUAGCAAACGGAUUAAUCGAGCUUCGAAUUGGGGAAGUACAGCAAGAUCUACCUACGCUGCGUUUCCAGAAUACCUCAUAUAGGGUAACGCUCAUGGAAAACACUCCAGUUGGUUACGCAGUGCUACAGUUGAAUGCAGUGCGAAGCGAUGGUCGGAGGCAAAAGAUCAUCUAUAGCUUUGGUUCAGGAAAUGAGGCAGGGAUGUUUUCGAUUGAUGCAGUUACAGGAGAGAUUAAAAUUCGCAACUCCCACAAUCUUGACUUUGAAAAGUUUAGCCGGUUAAAAACCGCAGGCAUCGAGCUAGUGGCAGUCGCUAGGACCGAUGGUAGUCCGUUGCUGUAUGGAUAUACAACGAUCAAGGUGGAACUGCAGGACCGAAAUGAUAAUGCCCCACGUUUCACUCAGCAGCAGUAUGCAGCCUCCGUUUGGGAGGGUAACAAUAAGGGCACAUUCGUUAUCAAGAUUGAUGCAUUUGACACAGAUCAGGGCACAAACGCAAGAAUUUUGUAUCAUAUUGUAGAUGGUAAUCACGACAACGCCUUUAUCAUCGAGCCUGCGUUUAGUGGAAUCGUCAAAACGAACAUUGUUCUUGAUCGGGAGAUCCGUGAUAAGUAUAAACUAAAAGUCAUAGCAACCGAUGAAGGGGUUCCUCAAAUGACCGGAACAGCCACCAUCAAUGUAAAUGUCGUCGAUGUUAACGACAAUCAACCAACAUUUCCUCCCAAUACGGUCAUAAGCGUUAGUGAAGCAACGAGCGUUGGAACGGUACUGACUACUAUUACUGCGAACGAUGUAGACAGCAACCCUCCGCUUACUUACAGCUUUUCCGAACUCAUGGAGGACGAUGCUACAAAUUACUUUUCAAUAGAUCGAUAUAGUGGUAAAAUCAUUCUCAUAAAACCGCUUGACUACGAGGAUCGACACGAAUUUCUGCUACGAUUAUUGGCUUCCGAUUCAGCACAUAUUGCUCGAACAACGCUUACCGUUCGAGUGCUAGACGUUAAUGAUAAUGCGCCGGUCUUUCAGCAGAUCACAUACCAAGCAUUACUUUCAGAUUCUUCUGCUGGCAGUAAUGGAAAUGUUAUGGUACUAACGGUAAACGCAUUAGAUGCUGAUAGCGAACGAAAUGCAGCAAUUCGCUAUUCUAUUGUAUCCCCUACAGCCAGCGGUUUCACCAUUGAUGAAACUGAUGGUCAUCUGUUUGCUAACAUCAGUCAACUAACUAAGCGUGUUCGCUUCGGAACAGUUUACAUUACUAUAGCUGCUAUCGAUUCUGGAACACCAGCACUUUCAUCCACUACUACCGUACGUUUAGAGAUGGAGUCUAAAGGACUACCACAUCCUCAUCUUGUACAAAGUCAGUAUCGAGCAACAGUGAACGAGGCUUCUCCUCCUGGUACAAUAGUGGUCAACUUAUUACCGAAAUCAAUUAACACUCAAUAUUCUGAAUCAGUAGCUUUUCAAAUCAUCGAUGGGAAUGAAGGAGAAGUUUUCGAUGUUGCAUACCCCGAAGGCAAUAUUGUGUUAGUGGAUAAAUUAGAUCGUGAGAAGAUUGACUACUACGAGUUGAAAGUUGUAACUCUCGAUGCAGGAGUGAGGCACAAGUAUAACAAAAUGAACCUCACUACAGUAGUGCGAGUGAUGAUUACGAUAGAGGAUGCUAACGAUAACGCACCUGAGUUCCAACCGGGAAUCUAUGAGGCAACGAUCAGUGAGCUGGCACCGGUAAAGUACUCGAUUGCAACAUUAGUAGCAGUCGACGCAGACCAACCUGGUACGCCUAGCUCCGAGGUAUUUUACCAGAUAAUCUCUGGCAACGACUGCGGUGUGUUCUCUAUCGAUCUAGUAUCCGGGCUGCUGUACACCAACAACUAUCUUGAUUACGAUCGCGGUCCGACGCAUUAUAGUUUGGUCGUUCGUGCAUGUGACAGCCAUUUCACAGCUAGAUGUUCAGUUCACCCCUUCACCAUUGAUUUAUCCGACGAAAAUGACAAUGAGCCACAGUUUCCAGUUCCGGAAUAUCUAGAGUUUGUUGGAGAAAAUGAACCGAUCGGCAUUAGCAUUUUCACUGCCCGGGCUACGGACAUGGAUCGGGGCCCAUUUGGUACUGUGAACUACACGAUUGAAAAUGCACUCUCCAGAGGCUACACUAGUCUAGACGACAGCGGAAAUUUUUUCAAAGUCGACGCUAUAACUGGUGUCGUUAACUCGAAUGCUAUCUUCGAUUAUGAGGAAAAAAGUCGAUACUCGUUCACGCUGCGAGCCACCGACAAGGGCGGAAAAUCGAAAUCGGUUCGUGUAAAGAUCAUCAUCGAAAGUCGUGAUGAGUUUAGUCCACAAUUUACAGAGCGCACUUAUCGAUUUGUUAUAAAACCUCCAGAAUCGGGAUACUUUUCCGUGGGUUAUGUUGUUGGCCACGUAACGGCGACGGAUAGAGACUGCGGACCUGAUGGCCGUAUAGUGUAUCAACUCACUACCCUGCAUCCGUAUUUUAAGAUGAAUCGUACCACGGGAGCAAUCCUGAUCAAAAAGAAACUAGACAACAUUUCCUCGAUGCUUGACACCGGAAGAGACAUUAGUUUGGUUGUAACUGCCGGCUCUGGAAGACAAGGGUCGCUUACUAAUAUGACUGUGGUUGAGAUUGCCAUAGAUGCAUCGGCCCACAAAGGCACCGAGCCCAGCACAUCCGGUGGCUAUGAAAACUCACACUCCGUUUCUGGUGGCGGAAGCUUUGCGAGCUGGGCACUCGGUUUGAUCAUCUCACUUCUACUAGUGAUCAUUGGUGCUGCAUCUGUUUUUCUCUUCUUGCACCUACGCAGCCGGCAACAAAAACAUGUCAAUAAGUCUGGCCUAAGCUCGGAAUCUGUUGGCCACUCCAACAAUUACGUCGAUCCUAGUGCGUUUGAUACAAUCCCUAUUCGAGGAUCAUCCAGUGGGACAACGAGUGCGACCCAGUUUGCCCCACCGAAAUACGAUGAAAUUCCACCUUAUGGUGCAAGCUCCAACUCAGGUGCUGCUACUACAUCCGAGUUAUCUGGGUCUGAACAAUCUGGUUCAAGUGGACGAGGUUCAGCUGAAGAUGAUGGAGAAGAUGAAGAGAUCCGCAUGAUCAACGAAGGUGGACCUCUACAACGGGAUGGACUGCAGCUUGAUGGUCGAUUGUCAGACGUGUCCGUACAAAACACUCAAGAGUAUUUGGCUCGUUUGGGAAUCGUGGAUAACGGUACAACUGGGAACGCGUCAAAUUCUUCACACACGUUGCACAUGUUCGACGACGAACACCAUAGGGAAUCUGACUUGACGAAUCUCAUCUAUGCCAAGUUAAACGAUGUGACCAAUAAUAGUGAUAGAGCCAGCAGUGUGGACGAGACGGUCACCAAUGCGGGAAGCAUCGGUGCCACGGUGGACCAUGUUAUGAUGGGUGGAUAUGGGGACGUACCAGUCGUCGGUAAUCAACAAGGAAUUUCAAUGAACGGCUCGCUCAGUUCAAUUGUACAUAGCGAGGAAGAACUGACGGGUAGUUAUAACUGGGACUAUUUACUCGACUGGGGCCCCCAGUACCAGCCCCUCGCGCACGUAUUUUCUGAAAUUGCUCGCCUUAAAGAUGAUACACUGUCUGUACAGAGUGGCAACAGUGGCACGUCGAGUGCGAAAAGUAAAAAUUCGUUACACCACACGGUGAAAAACAUACCGCCACCAUUGCUAACAAACGUUGCACCACGGUCAAUCAACGUGCCAGUUUUUGCCGGGCGAGGAACCGCAAACAGCCACCAUGCAGGAGCACCGAACCAGUAUUUACUUCCCCGCUCUCCCAUAAGCCACGACUCUGCUGCUGGUUUCAGCACCUCUUCUGCCAUGUCUCCCAGUUUUUCACCAUCGUUGUCACCCUUAGCAACAAGAUCACCCUCGAUUUCCCCACAUGUCGUGUCAACAGGCGUCCCUACGUCGCAUCACAUGGUUUCGCUACCUCGACCACCGCAGCAACGAGGUGGAGGCCAACGUAAACCCUACUAGAACCAAACUAUCCUGCUUUCCUCCA